AGUCACAGCCCACACAGCCCCCCUACGGUUGAAGGUAACAACUGUUUGAACAUCAGGGCUGGGCUGAGAGCUACAUCCCUGAGGCAUGGCUCCAGCACUCUGAUUCCCCGGCCCCAGCCAUGCUGCUGAGGGGGAGUGGCCCAGCUUACCAUCGGCCUCACCCUCAGUGGCAGCACCAGACUCUGCCCAACAAGGUAUAAUUUCUUCAGGCCUCCAGGAUGGCCAUCCAGUUCCGUUCACUUUUCCCCUUGGCAUUGCCUGGAAUGCUGGCAGUCCUCGGCUGGUGGUGGUUUUUCUCUCGUAAAAAGCACGUCAGCAGCCAGGACAGACAGGUGGAGGCCGGCGCUGUGGAGCGGAGGGCUGGCCGUGCCAUCAAAGAGCCACUCGCCCGGGAGGACCCCUGUCCUGGAGUAGUGUCCCCGCCCCCCAGCAUCGGAGCCCCAGUGGAAAGGGAGCCAUCCGCUGUGAGCAAGCCUCCCUCGGAGCCCCCAGCCUUGCUGCGGCCACAUGCAUCCUGUCGGCGGUCCGAGUCCUCUGGCAGCCUUCCUAACACCACAGAUACAAGAUUGCGACCAGGAACGCGCAGAGAUGACAGUGCAAAGGUGGAACUAGCCCUGACGGGUGACGAAGCCGGGUCCGUUCCUCCAGAGUGUCCCCUCCCAACUCCAAAGAGUGUUCCUUUCCCCCACUUGGCGGCUGAGGUGUGCAAGCAAGAGGCGCUGUUCAGUGCGAUGGGAGGGCGGGGCUGGCAGGGCCAGGCUGCAGCCCCCCAAGAGAAACCAAGAGAGACGGGUGGGUCUGAAGGCACUGGGGACGCAGUGUCUGGAGAAAGCCUGCCUGAGGAGGGUGUGUUGUACCAGGAGCAUGACUCCGACUCGGAGAUCCGCAAGGUGCCCAGUCCGGGGGAGAAGAGGCAGGACGGACCGCCACAGACGGAGGAGGAUGCUGUGGGGAAGCUGUUGAGCAGCCUUAUCGAGUCGGCUCACUCAGAGCUGAUGGAGGAUGACGAGCUGCGGGCACCCUGGGUUGGCGACCGAGCCUGUGACGCAGAUGGUGCCAGGGGGCCGGGCAAGGAGGAGGCCGUGGAGCAAAAUGAGAAGAUCGAACAGGCUGCCUACCAGAUCAUCUCCAGAGUGAUCUUGGAGGCAACUGAAGAGGUGCUGGCCACCACCGUGGGCAGGAUUGCAGAUCGGGUGUAUCAGGCUUCAGCUGGUCAGCUCCAAGGGCAGAAGGAAGAGAGCUCUGGGCCAGUCUGCCAGAAACCUUCCCCCGGGCAAGAUGCCGGGGAGCCCGCUCCUGCCACCGUGGAGCCAGAGGCAGCCUCUGGCGCAGACGCCGCCCUCCCCUCGCCAGGCCUGCCCGCAGAGGACCUGCCACCACCAAAGACCUACAAGAGCUGCCUGAGCAGCCCUUUGUCCAGUCCCACCAAGGACAGGAAGCCAAAGAACUCCGCACACCACAUCUCCCUGGCCCCCUGCCCUCUGCCAGCCGUCCCCCAGGGAGAGUCACCUGAUGAAGCCAGUGUCCUGGUGCAAAAUGCCGGAUGUGUCCUCUGCGUCCCCUGCACUUCUGAGAGUGGCCAGGAUGUCCCUUCAGUGGCCUCGGAGCAGUGCUCGGAUUCCACCAGCACUUCAGGGCUUGAAGACUCAUGUACAGACACCAACUCAAGCCCCAGGAGCAAGGCCGUCUCCCCGCCGCUGCCAGAAAGUACUGUGCCCUUCAGCAAUGGGGUGCUGAAAGGGGAGCUCUCGGACUUGGGGAAUGAGGAUGGAUGGACCGUGGAUGCAGAAGCAGAUCAUUCGGGAGGCUCAGACGGGAACAGCAUGGACUCAGUGGAUGGCUGCUGUGGGCCCAGGAAGACUGACAGUUUCCAGAACGCCCAAGUGGGCUCCAGUCCUAAGAAGGUGGACCUCAUCAUCUGGGAGAUCGAGGUGCCCAAGCACUUAGUUGGUCGGCUAAUUGGCAAGCAGGGGCGGUAUGUGAGUUUUCUGAAGCAAACGUCUGGUGCCAAGAUCUACAUCUCAACCCUGCCUUACACCCAGAACAUCCAGAUUUGCCACAUAGAAGGUUCUCAGCAUCAUGUAGACAAGGCGCUGAACUUAAUUGGGAAGAAGUUCAAAGAACUGAACCUCACCAAUAUCUACGCUCCUCCACUGCCGUCACUGGCACUGCCUUCUCUUCCAAUGACUUCCUGGCUCAUGCUGCCUGACGGUGUCACUGUGGAAGUGAUCGUGGUCAACCAGGUCAACGCCGGGCACUUGUUCGUGCAGCAGCACACGCACCCUACCUUCCAUGCGCUGCGCAGUCUGGACCAGCAGAUGUGCCUGUGUUACUCUCAGCCCGGGAUCCCCACCUUGCCCACCCCCGUGGAAGUAACGGUCAUCUGCGCUGCCCCCGGCGUGGACGGUGCCUGGUGGCGAGCCCAAGUGGUGGCCUCCUAUGAGGAAAGCAAUGAAGUGGAGAUCCGUUACGUGGACUACGGUGGCUAUAAGAGAGUGAAAGUGGACGUGCUCCGGCAGAUCCGAUCUGACUUUGUGACUCUGCCAUUCCAGGGAGCAGAGGUCCUUCUGGACAGCGUGAUGCCCUUGUCAGAUGAUGACCACUUUUCCCCUGAAGCAGAUGCAGCCAUGAGCGAGAUGACCGGAAAUACCGCGCUGCUGGCUCAGGUGACAAGUUACAGCCCGACUGGCCUUCCUCUAAUUCAGCUAUGGAGUGUGGUUGGAAAUGAAGCGGUGUUGAUAAACCGGUCGCUGGUGGAGCGAGGACUUGCUCAAUGGGUAGACAGCUACUACGCGAGCCUCUGACCCCCGUCCCUGACAGACGCUUCUGGAGUCUUUUUGCACUGUUGAAAUUGGGCUUGGCGCUGAGGCAAAGACAUUACAUCAGAAUAACAAUCGUUGUCUUCCCCAGAAAGUCGUCUUUUUUCCCUCCACACUGUAGUCAUGUUGAGAAGUCUUGUCUCUGAGACAAGGAAGGAACCAUGGGUUCUUUCAAAAGCCAUAGGAUGGUGUUGAACAAGCCAGUCAGUUUAGCCUGGUUCCAAGCCUUUAAAAAAAAAGAAAAAAAUGAGAGUAAAACGGUCUCAACCAGGUUGUCCUCUGCCACCUCCGUUCCCUUCUUCCUUCCCACCUCCUCCCCUCACUCAGAACCAGACCAACCGCAGCAGACGGGCCAAGGGAUGUGUUGCCUGGGAGGGUUUCUUUUCCUUCAAAAUCUUUCUUCAGGGAGCAAGACAUGAAAUCACUAAUUGGUAUUGAUUAUUUGUACAGCUUAUGUCAAUGAAUUUAUGAUAUUUAACCAGUUUUUAUAAACUUCAUCUAGGUCUCUAGGAAGGCAGACUUUUUAAUGCAUAUGUAAAUACGAAGCAGUCAGACCUCCUGCCUUGGUCGGUGGUGGAGGGGAACGUUAUCUUGCCAAGCCUGGUUGUAAUUUGUAACCAUUUUCUAUUUGUGCAAACUCUGUAAAUAUAUGUUUAAAAAAAUGUAAUAUUUUGUAUAAGAUACACUGGAGAACAAAGGGAACUCGAGAUUUUUUCCACACCCCACAUCAUCUGUGAGCAGAGCAGCUGUCAAUGCAGGUUUCCUCCUGUGGCUUCCUGCAUACUGGACAGGGUGACUGUAGGGGAUAGAUUGUGAGCGGGGAUUUUUUUUUUUCCUGUAAAAAUUUGUUAAAAAAAAAAAAAAAUCAACUCAUUUGAAUUACCUUCCCGUGGUGUGUUUGAUUCUUUUUUUAGAUUGGCUUCAGCAUUUUGCCGACAAAAGAAAGUAACUUACAUAAAUCUUGAACUGUGUGCACUGUA
Molecule: messenger RNA, 3799 nt
Organism: Lontra canadensis (Northern American river otter)
Lineage: Eukaryota; Metazoa; Chordata; Mammalia; Carnivora; Mustelidae
Gene: AKAP1
Product: A-kinase anchoring protein 1
Exons: 11
Coding region: 219-2804 (861 amino acids)
Molecular function (GO): RNA binding
Source: RefSeq, a predicted model, not a curated record